AGCGCGGAUAUAAUACAUCGUGAAUGGCAAAACAAUAGCAACAAUGCAAGCGUACACCGGGCAAACCAAGCUUCGGCCUGGGCGCGGGACAGGGAGUGCCGCUCCCACCGAGCCCAGGACUCGCACCUGUGUAGUUACAAGAGUGCUAGCGCCACCUGAAGCGCCAGGAAGGAGGCCCCGUAGCGCCUCGUCUCUGACGCAAGAUGGGCAAGCGUCGCCCGCACCUUCAACGCCAACGACAGCAGCUUCUGUGUGGUCGAGCACCACUAGCUAUAUGAGCCAGCUAUUGUCGCACUUUGUGAGGGUUCCGACGUUUGCGUCGCCAGACCAGGUCCUGCGUGAGGCGAGGGACAAGGAGCGCGAGCUGCAGAACGCGAGGGCGCCCACGGAUGUCAGCGGAUUUCUUGCGCCCGUUGGCGUUUGGGAGCUGAAGCACCUGCGCAAGCUGUCGUCCCUUACCAGCCUUACCUACUACAUGCACCUGGUGACGCCCCGGCGGCUGCAGCUGAUGCACGGGCUGGACCUGGUGGUGACCAGCCGCGCCUGCGACGUGCGGCCGUACGAGCACAACCGCACCGCCGAGGAGUGCGGUGCCGACGGCGACGGCAUGGCCGUCUCGUUCGCCGAGGCGCGCCAGGUGUAUGCCGAGCUGAAGCGCGGCACGGGCGGCGCCAGCGGCAGCGGUAGCAACGGGGCGGCGGCGGCGCCGGUGGCGGUGGCGGCGGGCGUGUCCAACAUCGUGGCGCUGCCGCGCGAGCUGCCGUUCGUGCCGCUUCCCGGCGGCGCGACGGAGGGUGGCGAGGCGGGAGCGGAGGCCGCCGCCGGGGCGGCGGCAGCAGCCGCAGCCGCAGCUGGGGAAGGCACCGGGCCGGGGGCCCAGGGGCAGGGGGCAGGGGGCCUACAGCUGCCGUUGGCCUCGACCGAGGCCAUCGGCCGCAUGCUGCGCAGCCCGGCGGAGGUGGUGUCGGCAAAGCUUGCUGAGGCGGCCCUGGCGGCCUCGGCCGCCGCCGCCGCCAGCCCGCUCGGCGCCGCCGCCGAGAGCUUUUACGCUGGGCUGGCCUCGCUGCCCAUCCCGCUGGCCGGCGGCCUGGUGGGCGCCAACAACAAGGCCGCCAACACACUGCUGGCGCCGCCGAACGGGGCGGCGGCCAGCAGCAGUGGCGGCGGUGGUGGUAGCGGUGGCGCGGCGGCAGCGUCUGAGGUUGUGGGCUCGUCGCGGGGCGCCCAGGGAGCGGACCCUGCGGACCCCGGCGCACCCAACACCAGCGGCAAGGCCACUGCCGCCUCCAUCGCGGCCAUGGCAACUGCCGAGCUGCGCUCCCGCCGCCUGGGCGGCACCGGUCCUGCCAAGACGGGGGGCAGCGGCGCCGCCAGCAGCGGCAGCAGCAGCGGCGGUAUUGGUGCGGGUGGCAUGGCGCCAGUAACGGCUGGCGGCAUGCGUUUGUCACCCGCCGCCACCGCCUUCUCCGCCCCUCCCGCUGCCACCGUCUCCUCCCUGGCCUCCACGGACGCCGGGACUGCGCUGGUGCCGGUGGCUUCAUCCUCGGCGGCUUCCCUCACCUUCUCCUCCAGCUCUGCCUACUCCUGCCCCUCAGAAUGGUUUGUGGUGGACGACCCUGCCUCGGCCACACGCAUCUUCGUCAUCCAGGGCUCGGACACGCUGGACCACUGGAAGCUGAACCUGACGUUCGACCCGGUGGUGUUUGAGGAGCCGGCCCUGGGCGUCAAGGUGCACCGCGGCGUGUACGAGGCGGCGCUGGUGCUGUACGAGCGCUUCCUGCCGCUGGUGUACGAACACCUGGAGGCGUCGCCCUUCUCCAAGGUCACCUUCACGGGCCAUUCCAUCGGUGGCUCCAUGGCCACGCUGCUGAUGCUCAUGUACCGCAACCGGGGCGUGCUGCCGCCGCACUCCAUCGCCACCGUCUACACCUUUGGCGCGCCCGCCGUGUUCUGCCAGCAGCAGCAACCGGCCGUAGCCGACGCCUCUUCGGCCUGCUGCAACGGCAGUAGCAGCAACGGCAGUAGCACGCCCGCCAGCGGCAGCUCCAGCCCGAGGAGCGGCAGCCCCGGCUCAGCCUCGGCCUCGUCGCUGCCGGCCGGCAGUGGCAGCGGUGCCGGCGGCAUGUCGCUGUGGGCGCUGGGCCUGAGCGGCUUUGGCAUGGGCGGCGCCAGUCUGGCCGGCGGCGGCAGCACCAGCGCCCCUAGCAGUACCGCCGGCCUGGCGAGUGUGGACGGCGGCGCCGUGGCGGCUGGCGGCGGCGGCAGCGGCUUCAACUCAUCAGGGCUGGGCUUCAUGAGCGUCGAGGACCCCCAGGCGGUCUCGAUGCCGCCGGGCGCCGCCCAGGCGCCCUCGCCCGCGUCCGCGCCGGCGCCCACCGCCGGCCCCGGCCACAACAGCCACAGCAGCCACAGCAAGGCCGGCCCCGCCGCCGCCAAGAGCUGCGCCUGCGGUGUUGACGGGCUGCUGACGCGGCUGGGGCUGGCGCCGCACGUGGUGCGCAACGUGGUGAUGGCGCGGGACGUGGUGCCGCGCGCCUUCGCGUGCGACUACAGCCUGGUGGCGGACAUCCUCAAGGGCUGGGGGCCGGCCUUCCGGGAGCACUGCUGCCUCAACAGGCACGGCCGCAAGCACCUGUACUACUUCGUGGGGCGCAUGUGCAUCCUGCAGCCGGACGCCUGGCACAGCUUCGUGGGCGGCGACCCGGAGCACCCCAUGCUGCCGCCCGGCCCCGAGCUGUACGCGCUGGCGGAGCCCGAGGACGCCGCCGCUGCCCGCGCCCACUACCCCGCCCUGUCCGACCUGCCCAUCCUCAACGCCGUCACCAGCAAUGGCCACACCCGCGGCAGCGGCGGCAACGGCGCCAACGCCGCCGUCAACGCCGCCGUCAACGCCUCCGGCCCCAGCGCCGCCGCCUCCGGCGGCGGCGGCGGCUCGCAGCAGCCGACCGCGGCGGCUGCUGUGCCGUCCACCGCCAACUUCGGCACGGCGCUGGUGGCGUCGGCGGCGCAGCGGGAGCGCGACGCGCGCGGCGGCGGCUCUCGUCUGCAGCCGCGCAGUGUGGUGGAGGCGGUGUGGGAGAUCAUGGACAACCCGCACCCUCUGGAGACACUGGCGGACCCGGGCGCCUACCUGGCCUCCGGCAGCAUCUCCCGCUACCACAACCCGGAGCACUACACCAAGGCGCUGGGCCGCCUGACGCACCUGAAGCGGCUGGCGGAGCGGCGGCAGCACCCGCACGGCCAGGCGCAGCAGAAGCAGGCGCAGCCGCAGGCCGGCGAGGGCGGCAUCCGCAGCAUGUUCGCGGGGCGCAACAUCCGCAGCUUUGGCGGCGGUGUGCGCAGCGGCAGCGGCAGUGGCAGCGCCGGCCGGCGGGGGCUGCUGCACCAGCAGGCGGCCUCCAACGGCACCGCGGCUGACGCGGUGCUGGCCAGUGGCGCCGCCGGCGCGGCCGCCGCGGCCUGGGGCAGCGCGCCGCAGCUGGCGGACCUGGUGAGCGGCAACGGCGGCCGCGCGAGUGCGGGCUACGAGGGCGGCGUGUGGGACAGCAGUGACGGGCUGGACCUGCACCUCAGCGACUUCAUGGGCGCCUCCGCGGUGGGCGCCGCCGACCCACACGCCUGCCGGUGAGGCGGCGGCGACAGCGGCUGGGUGUGGGCUGGAUGCAGGUGACAGGCAAGGCGCAGUCAGAGGAGGCAGAAGCGGCAGAGGCGGCAGAGGCGACGGAAGCGGCAAGUUGCAGCGUGCAGGAGCUGGAGUAGAGCCGCUGUGCAGUGCGAUCAGAUGCAGCAGAGACGUGGAGCUUCAGCGCUUAGCGGGUGCGGCAUGAGCGCCUGAGCGCCUGAGCACGGGGUGGACGCCGAGGAGGUCCGGAAGGGCGUUGCACGGGGUGAACGUGGCCAGGGGUCAGCCUUAUUACGGUGCGUAAUGGUUGGGGUCUGCGACUCGGUUUGCAACUGCGUAUGCAUAUACCAAUGGUGGUGGCGCGUCGCGAGCCGCUCUGCGGGCUGCCGCAAUAUGUGCGGCGGCCGCAACACGGGCACAUCAGCGCAUUAUACUAUUCCCUUACUGAAGGGCAGCGGAGUGAGCUGUGGACGGCAUGGGUAUAGGUGUCGGCGCCGCCGGGGCCUCUGACCCGCCACGCCUGCGCCGGGCCAGGGGCUGCACAGACAGGCUAAGGAUCGAUCUAGCAGACCGUCAAGGUCAUUGCCUUGUUGAUUGGUAUGCUCUGUACUACUAUGUAUUCCGGCUUUCGAGUGCCGGGCAGUGACUGCGGCCAAGCAGAACUGCCCGUGACCUCCUCCGGGUUAGGCAGCCAGGGGCCUGCGCCUCUGCGCGUGGGGAGCAGUGCCGGGCAGCCCGGGCACAAAUGAGAGCGAGUGUGCCUCUUCUAUUAGCCAUGUGCCAAAUGUUCUUAACUGUUAUCCAAAAGUGCUGUGUGCGAUUUCAUGUCUGCUGGUUUGUGCGUACAUAGGGACCCACAGAUCCCCUUCCUCCCAUGCGCCGCAUGCUGCCGCUGCCACAAUUUGUGCCGGCGCUGCGUGUGUGGGGGGAACCGGGGUUGCGUGACGUGCGUGUGAAGAGUGUGCAUGUGUCCCGCGGUGUCGCGGCAUUUGCUGUAGUUGUGCUGUUGGGUGCUAGGAGCGGGGCGAGAGUGAAGAGAACCCUUCAUGUCAGGGCCCAGCGAUCGUCUUGCUGGGGCACCUUGCGUGUGCUGUGCUUUGCUAUUCUAUUCCUCUUGAGAGUAGCUGCGCUGCUCAGAGGCAUGCAGUGUGUAGAGUUGACGAUCUGUUGCAGUGUUGCAUAGAGCCACGCUGGAGCUGCAGUUAGUCCAGAGGUGUCACGGUGCUUGCGGCGACGCGUCUGCCGCGGUACUCCUACGGCUCCGUGUUGCACCGCGGCAGCCCAAGCGCCUCGGCAGCUGCAGCAUAAGGCGUUUGAGCGGGUAGGUCCAUGUGUCUCUGUCCUAUUCAUCGCGGUAGCUGAUCCAGUAGCUGGUAGGCGGUGCGCUUCGGUGUAGGUUGAACUAGCAGAUUUCCCGGGCAAUGCGUGUGGCAGCCCAAGCUGAACAGGGCAGGUGGUGGCUGGGACGAUGCUCCCGCGCAGGAACGAUGCUCCCGCGCACCUCACACUCAUGCUCAAGGUUGACGCCCCGAUUGGGGAUUUUUGUGCAGGUGUUAAAGCUAUGCCCCGUACUUGGGGUGUGUUCGCCGUGUGGCGUGAAGGCGUGAAGUUACUCCUUGAAUUUGAGACAUAGACAGGUGGUGCAGCGCGUGAAGCGCGUGUCAAGGCUGCGCGCAGCCCAUGUAAGGUCCGAGAUGC
This is a messenger RNA of Chlamydomonas reinhardtii, 5320 nucleotides long. RefSeq lists its product as uncharacterized. The transcript has 7 exons. Gene Ontology annotation, molecular function: glycerophospholipid phospholipase A1 activity. Gene Ontology annotation, biological process: lipid metabolic process. The coding region runs from base 275 to 3628 and encodes 1117 amino acids. The record is from RefSeq and is a predicted model, not a curated record. Lineage: Eukaryota; Viridiplantae; Chlorophyta; Chlorophyceae; Chlamydomonadales; Chlamydomonadaceae.